UUUAAAUUGGGUGUUAUCUGUAAAAUCAUAAGUGCUAGGUUAGAUGCAUCCCUCGUUAUCACCCUUCAUGCGGUGCUCCUAUGAAGGAUGUUUAUAAGCAUAGGACGGAUGAAUUAGGAAGGUGGCGGAUAUGCAGAUGAGAAAGGUCUAUCAGGAUCUGUGGUCUAACCAUACAAAUCGAUCCAGCCCCAAACUGAGAGACGAAUUAUACCAUCGCAAUAGCCGCCUACAAGCAUUUGUCAUUCUAGCGGAGCAAACCAGUAAUUGUACGAGACGCGAUAAGCUUUUGCUGGACGGCAAUACCAAAUAAGUGAUUUGCUUUGUCGAUAUCGGUUGGGGAAAGAGGGGGGAGGGAGGUGAAUUUUCCAAUUUCUGGAUCCUGUAUCUCUGUUACACAAGUCCGUUUUUAUGCUUGUUACGGUCUAAUCUCUUGGUUCAGAGGUCCUCUUAUGUCAUUAUGCUCCAGGGGGAUUUAAAGCUAUUGGAAGACUAACAGAACUGGUCUCGGCAGAUCAGAAAGCCGAUUGUUUUGGUCGAUUAUGCGAGCAACUCAUCUGUACUCAUUUCCCCCGAUGCAGGUCCGGCCUGCGGCCUAUCGUUGCUGAGGGAGGCUUCACAUAUCGUCCGGCAGCAGACGAAAACAAGGAACACCCAUUGCUCCGAAUCUGACCGGUGAUCUGUCCACUCCCUGUGAAAAUCGGACCCACCACCGCUGGGGAAAAGCGCCGAACUCUCCCAGAAUGAGGAAUGACCAUGGCGGAAAGGCUGAACAUAAAGGAAGACACCUAGCCCAGACCAGACGAAAGGAGAUCCUUUCCUCCUACUGGAACAAAUGAUGAAGAUGCAAGCGGGCGUUUCUUACUGGACAACUGACUGCCGAGACAUGAUAUCUUAAAACUGCCACUAAUCAACUGGCUUAACGAGACUAGGGCAGCUGGGACAGUCGAUACCUCUGAUGAACUGACGAUUUGCAUUUCCGUCAACUACAGACGAUAUAGGAUUACCCAUUGAUAGCACGCUGCCGACACAGCCACCAAGUAUUCAUCACUAAAUUCGGGACAUUGCUCACGCAGCGAAUUCCGGGCGCCUUUGCUACACAAGGUCUCUACGACAACCGUCAUGGGGCAGGUUAUACGAGGCUUAAUCUACCCAUAGGAGACCUAUACACACGCAUUAACCAGAUUCUUGGAACUCAACAAAAGGUGCUGGGCGUAGUUGCCUGUAGUUGUGACCGCCUCGGAGGACUAUGCCUACUCGUUAAGCUGGGACCAUGAGAUAACUUGGAAUAUCAGCCGAGCCGUAUUACGUGGAGGUUCCGUGUCCCCCGCUACACGUCAUAAUUCUGGGAUGCUUAACAGUUCAAAGGAACAGCCUGUGGUGUUCGACAUCCUGCUGCUUCUCGUUUUCGGAAUCCUUUGUUGGCAGAGGGCCCGCAGAUGUCCCCGACUAAUUGUGUGAUUCGGGUCUGAUUGAAGCACACUGGUAGCACGCACUGUGGUCCCGUGCACCCCGCCAGGUAAUCUUCUCAUCGCCGGGGAGACGCGUGCGUGGGAGGCAAGCCUGCGUUUGAUUGCCAGUUAGCGUCUUCUCGGGGUUGCCGCCACCUUCCCAUUCUGUGUGCAAACACACAAAAGAUCUUCGCGACUGGGAAUCGUAACCUUGGCAGAGGGCGUAGCGGCUCUGGAUGGUGAGAGAGGAACGAAUGAUUAUUCCUCAGCACCUAAACAAAGUCCAUGGAUACAAGAAUCAUUUCCUCAGCGAUACGACAAAGGAAGACUUCCCAACGUGCUUGUGUGUAUUUCAAUGUUGGUUCUAAAGUAGUCAUUCAUUGCCACAGAAAACCUAGUGGCUGUUGGCCUGUUUUCAAACAGCAUCAUAGGCAGACAUCAUGGCACUAAACGAGGUACGUGCAUCAUUUAACAACGGUGAGAAAUUCUGUAUCGCCAUGGCAGCUUUGUACGCACUCUUUGGAUGUGUCGAAACUCUCAUAUGCCCUCGCUUGUGCAACUGCAGCGGGUCGUUUGAAAACGUUCACUGCAACGGAAAAGGUUUGACGAAGAUCCCGAGGGGAAUCCCUGACUCGGUCUUGUACCUGAACUUACAGAGUAACAACAUUACAAAAAUACAGAGAGACCAGUUUGCUGAUUACGUGGACUUGAAAAAUCUUCACCUUGGCGAUAACUUGAUAACGAGGAUCGAAGACGGUGCUUUUAACGGUCUGAAGAAUUUACACAUAUUGGAGUUAUACAACAACAGGCUAACGUACAUCCCCAGAGGAACAUUCAGUGCAGUAACCAAUCUUGAAGAACUUUGGCUGAGAGGGAACCCAAUCGUCUGUCUUGACGACUACGCAUUCUCACAACUUCCCAACCUGAGGCAUUUAGACAUUGGAGAACUACAUGAACUCAGGAUAACGUCCGUUAACAUGUUUGUCGGUUUGAGUAGUUUGGUGAACUUGAACAUGGCGGUAGCAAGUCUCUCCAGUGUGCCUUUUCUUACCCAUCUGAGCAACCUAGAACAGUUAGAUCUGACCGGAAACUCUCUCAAAACAAUCAGCCAAAAGUCAUUCAGUGGACUGGACAGGUUAGAAAGAUUGUUGCUCGUGUCGUGUCGUAUAACGAGCGUAGACGUGAACGCCUUUGAAGGCCUCAAGUCUUUAACGGUCUUGAAUUUGUCCCACAACUCCUUGACCUAUCUGCCGGAAGGUAUUUUUGAUAUGACUCCUUCUCUGAGGAACAUGUACCUCCAGCACAAUCCUUGGAACUGCAGCUGUGACAUGACGUGGAUGUUGGAGUGGAUUCGAAGCAGCGAGCGAAACGUGACUUGCAACGACUGCGGCAAAUGCAGCAGUCCCCGCCGACUCAGAGGACAACAACUCGUCAACUUGACAAAAGAGAGUCUCUCUUGUCCCGGAGGAAAGACGACGGUCGCGAACUUGAAGAUCAACAUGACGGAAGGAGGUGAGAAAGACUUGGAGUGCCUUACCGGAAGUGACACCACUCAGAUUUGGAAAACUGGCUCGACGAUUAGAUCCGGGUCAUUCCAGCUGAGUGUGAAGAUCUCCGGUGACGGCAGUGUCAAUGUCACCGACGUUACAACGGACGGUUCUGGUAUCUACGCGUGCGGUAAAAGUAACUCUCGCAUAAUCUCGUCUGGCCGAAUCUCGUCCAGCCGAAUCUCGUCUAGUGCGAGAGUUACCUCUCUUGCGGGAAGAAUGGCCCGUCUUCAGUCAAGGGCAGCAAACUCUGAUACCGAUGAUUCUAAAGAUCUAGGGGAGUGCAAAGUUCGCGAGGAAAGCGUAGAUACCUGGGUCGUUAACGACGCCUCACAGACACCCAAGCAAAAGGAAAAUAGAAACGACAAAACGAGACCCACGCUUAUCAACAACGGAGGCAAUGUGAUGGUUGACGAUACAGAUGGAUCGGAAACAAACACUACAAGUGAUCACAAAAUAUACAUCAUCGGUUCUAUAGUUGGUGUGGUUGUACUGGGCAUAUUGAUCUGGAGUACGGUCAUAGGUGCUCGCAAGAGCAGAGCCCGUAGACUUGCGAGAAGGCAGAAGAAGAAAAAGAAGGCGGAAAGAGAGUCCUGCUACGUGGCGUUUCGUAGUGAUGAGGAACUCGAUGUAAAUGAAAUCCCCCCUCCUGAUGUGUUUAGCAUCUACACAAACCAACACUAUCAGGACUCCAGACAUUCGGGCCUAAAGGCUGAAGCCGACGUCUUCUCCGGCCUUAAGGUAGAGACAGAGAUAUAAGAUUUCUUUCUACUUCCUCAUGUUGCUAAGCAAUAAGCUUGUUUGUACUUCUGAGUACGCAUGCGUGGUGACAAGAAUUUUUGGUAAUACGUCAAAGGUGUAAACAGCCCCUAACUUAUAAACAGUUCGACCAUUGUCUCGCUUUUCAGAGCAAUGUCCAGACGUGUAUGUUUAUGUCUCAGGGGCCUUAACCUUUGACAUGCUACCCAGAAUCCCCGUCACCGCGCAUGCGUGCACGGAAGUGUGAACGAGAUUAUUCUUAUGUAGACAAAACAAUGUCACAGCAUCGUUAUAACCUGUGGUCACCAAAAGCCCACCUAAGAAGCUCACAUAAAUAUUUCUUUGCUGAAAAUAUCCUAAAAUUAGCUGUGAAUUAAAUUACUACAAAAUGAUUUGCGUGUAUAUAGUAGCAUUGUCAUGUUUUUGGUGUUUGUAAAACAGACGAAAGUGUGUAAGUGACAGACAACAUGUAAUAUUUACUUUGUAAAUGAUCUGUAAGUCAUACAGUUGUGUGAUUUUUAUGACUAAGAGAUUGCCUUACUAUCGAAAUACUGUUGUACAUGAUACCAACAUGGCCAAUACAAAGACAACGUGUCAACUCUAGCGACCUGUAUAUAAAGAAGGCAAUCUUGCUAAAAACAAUAGAUACAAUUCAUUGUUUUUUUCUGGAUUUCUUUUACAAUUACAUGUAUAUGAGCAUCAUUACCCGAUCAUCGUGUCAAUGCAAAGUUAUUUGUUAUUAUUACUCAAGAAUUCAAUUUUUACUGCAUUCGAAAUGUCUCGAAAAAAAAUAAGAUUACGAAAAAAUAUUUUAAAGAAACGUUGAAACAUAAAAUGCAAAUGCAAUAAUCUUUGGAAACAACAUUCUGUAUAACCAUAUAAAGUGUGGUGAGGGUGACAAUUGCGUUGUUUUAGUUCUGAUGUUGGCAUGAAUGCUUUACGAUUAACGGUAUAAUGACAAAAGCAUUUCUAUGAGGUGCUCUCGUUAUAUUAUAGUUGUUCAAUGCAUGUUUUGAUUCUAUCUACCGAAAUUAUGCAGAAUUGCGACUGUGCAAGUCUACUUUGUCAAUUGUAAAAGUUGUGAACGCUACUUCUAUCAAGAAGUUGCAAUUCUAAAAUACAAAGAGUGUAAUAUAGCCUAAAUACUAGUAAAAAAGUUGUCUUUUCUGUGAAAAAAUCCUAUAAAAGACGGGGUUGUUACAAAAUAAAUAGGUUUUGGUACUGACAAAAGGUAUGUGUGUGUUUA
Branchiostoma floridae (Florida lancelet) is the source of this 5000-nucleotide messenger RNA. Its product is annotated as leucine-rich repeat-containing protein 4C-like. The transcript has 2 exons. Lineage: Eukaryota; Metazoa; Chordata; Leptocardii; Amphioxiformes; Branchiostomatidae. Gene Ontology annotation, cellular component: plasma membrane. The record is from RefSeq and is a predicted model, not a curated record. Bases 1889 to 3754 code for a protein of 621 amino acids. Gene Ontology annotation, molecular function: protein binding.